UCUACGACCUGAAAACUUGAUUCCACAACAGAUGCGGUUUUUCGAAAAACGACAUCAUCCCCUUUGAGCGUCCUGCUGUGUCGUCUUAAUUAUAACAAUAAGUGUAAGAAGCCAUUCUUUAUCAGUGGUUACCUCCUCAUGUUACAACCACGCUACAACUAAGUAGUUGUUGUACUUAUUUUUAAUCGAUCCUUCCUUCGCUAUCGCUUCGGGCUCUCCUCGAACGAAGGACACGAAUCAUUUUAUCUUCUCUUUGUCUUUCUAUAAUGAUUUAAUGAACUGCAAAUGUUUUAUGCGCCCAUUCAUGAAGCAAUUCGCGUUGCUUAAUGAUCUGAAGACCACUCCUUAAUUCUACCAGUACGGCCACCACAAUUUUUUAGAGCAAACAUUGAUUUCCUAUCCCUAUUAUCAUAAUAAAGUAAACUUUGCAUGUUGUCUGUAUAGAUAUGAAGCAUUAUAGACUAUUUUUCAGAAGCAAGGGUCCUGACUCUGUGAAUUGGGAACGGAGCAGUAGGCACCUGGCUACUCCGUUCAAAGUCAGACGUGUCCUCGAAAGUUUUAGGGGUGUCUUCGACUGUGCGAAAAAAAUUUUUAGAACGACCGCUGUCUUUAUGUUUUUGAAGAGCUUUACCAGAUCGAAUCACAUGGGUAAAAAUCCCUGCUUGCCCAUUUUAGAGGCGGAGAAUGAGUGUGGUGGUUCUUCGCGGCUGCAUGUUGAUGCUGUGAGGUUUAUCAAGCUGUAAUAUCACCGAGCUUUUAAGAAUCAAAAUAUUUUUUCUUGAACACGAUGAACUGAACAUUGCUACUGAUUCGCGAGGUUAUAUUUACAUUCUUGCCUUGUUUGAAUAUUGAGUAUUCUCUUCUUCCGUCUCUUUCAAAAGAUUGGGGUUGGGUGAAUCCUUAGCCUAUCCUAACGAGCUCCGCCCCCGCCUCUCCGCAGAAACAUUAUUGAUUGAUAGAGCUUGUUUUCUUUAACAUGCGUGUUAGUGAUGCAGCACAGUCUUAGUGUAGUAAAGGAAGUCAUUUCUGUAUGGCGGGAAAAACAUUACAAAGUGUGUUUUUUGUAGAUUCUGCGGACGGCGGAUCACAUCCUAGUCCUAAUCCUAUAAGUAACCCAAUGGUUGCCGAUACUUCUUAGACGUACGACAUUUGUACAGGGCGCCAGUCCUUUUAUCUCAUGAUAGAUAAUAAUAGUCGAUAUUCACGCGAUCCAUCAUGCAGAUUCGUUCUCGUUCCAUAUGAAAAAAUACAGACGUCAUCUGACCAACAUUUUGUCGUGGUUUCGACCUACCCUGUACGUUGUGCCUAUUCUUUCUCUCUGUCAAGAGCGAAGUACUACGAAAUGCCUCUGUCCUUUGAUUGAUACUCCUGUCAUGUUUCAUAUCAAUGAAAUCAAAAGUCUACUUUUUUAUGUCUAAGUAACGGGACGGAUCUGAUAAAUAAGGGUAAUCGACCAUGACCAUGUAAGGGGCAAGGGAAUUAGCUGAGGAUGAAGAAAGCAUCUACUUUCGACAUAUUUGAAUGACUACGCCACACACCCCCUCGUGGCAGAUUCGCGGAACUGAGUGGUUUUUUUUUUGGGUAGAAAUUAUCAGGCUUUCAAUAGAUGAAAGCUGUAGAAGAUUUAGGACUCGAAACAUCCGGGCGCUAUGGAUCGUGGACCUAUCCACGACAAGAAGAACAACAACAUCCAACAUUAGACUCAUCUCUCUCACUUUUUGUCGAUUUAUUUACUGCACUCAUCAAUUAGAAAUAUCGAAUUACUCGCAUUCCUAUAUCUCUUUUGCAUCAUAUCACUAGGCAAGAUAGUUGUAAAAGUGUUGCUGUUAGUCUUUAUUCAUUUUUUGCACAAUGGAUCAUCGCAGCCAGGUGCAAGUAUGGGCAUGGUAGCAUGGGAGUUUUUUGUGAUUUUUUUUGUUUCAACUAUGCUUGCAAACGACUUCAUCCAUGGAAGUUCCUCUCCGCAAAUUUAAG
Messenger RNA from Amoebophrya sp. A25, 1974 nucleotides. Lineage: Eukaryota; Dinophyceae; Syndiniales; Amoebophryaceae. The record is from the annotation of a GenBank genome assembly.